AUGAUGAAAAUAAAAUCAUUAAUAAUUUUAGUUAUUGUUGUAUGUUUAUCAGUUUUUACAUACGCAGGUAGAGAUUUCUAUGAUAUAUUAGGUAUAACUAGAGAUUCUUCACCAGCUGAUAUCAAAAGAUCAUAUCGUAAAUUAUCAGUGAAAUAUCAUCCAGAUAAGAAUCCAGAUAAAAAAGAUAUGUAUAUCGAAAUCAAUUCAGCUUAUGAAACAUUAAGUGAUCCAGAAAAAAGAAGAAUCUAUGAUCAAUAUGGUGAAGAAGGUUUAAAACAAAACCAUGGCGGUGGUGGUUUCGAUCCAUUUGAUAUUUUCUCUGUAUUUGGAGGUGGUGGUAGACAUCAACAACAAGCCCAACAACAACAAAGAGGAGCUGAUAUUGAAUUGGAAUUAGAAGUUACAUUAAAGGAUUUAUACAUUGGAAAAACCACAAAAGUAACACAUAAGAAACAAGUUCUCUGUACAAAAUGUCGUGGUUCUGGUGCUAAAAAAGCAUCAGAUGUCACUACUUGCGGUGGCUGUAAAGGUUCUGGUAUCAAAUUAAAGGUUCAACAAUUAGGUCCAGGUUUUGUACAACAAAUUCAAUCAGCUUGUGAUGAAUGUGGAGGUAAAGGUAAAAAGGUUACAAGUAAAUGUCCACACUGUCAUGGUAAGAAAGUAGAGAUUGGAGAAGAAACAUAUACAAUUGAAAUUGAAAGAGGUAUGAAUGAUCAAUCAAUUAUUAAAUUAGAACAAUUAGGUGAAGAAUCACCAGAUGUUACUCCAGGUGAUAUCAUUUUCAAAAUUGUUACAUCCCCAGAUAGCAAAUUUAGAAGAUCUGGUGAUAAUCUUUACUAUGAUAUGUCAAUUACAUUAUUAGAAGCAUUGGUUGGUUUCAAGAAGGAAAUCGAUCAUUUAGAUGGUCACAAAGUUGAAAUCAAUCGUGUCGAUGUAACUUCACCAGGUUUAACCAUUAAAGUUGAUGGUGAAGGUAUGCCACAUCAUUCUUUCCCAUCUCAAACUGGUGAUCUUUACGUUAUUUUCAAUAUUAUUUUCCCACAAAAAGUUUCUGCCGAGGAUAAAUUAUCUUUUGAAAAAUUAUUAAAAUAA
This is a messenger RNA of Dictyostelium discoideum AX4, 1092 nucleotides long. Its product is annotated as heat shock protein DnaJ family protein. Gene Ontology annotation, molecular function: ATP binding; Hsp70 protein binding; heat shock protein binding. The record is from RefSeq and is a predicted model, not a curated record. Gene Ontology annotation, biological process: protein folding; response to heat. Bases 1 to 1092 code for a protein of 363 amino acids. The transcript has 3 exons. Lineage: Eukaryota; Evosea; Eumycetozoa; Dictyosteliales; Dictyosteliaceae.